Molecule: messenger RNA, 1275 nt
Organism: Vicia villosa (hairy vetch)
Lineage: Eukaryota; Viridiplantae; Streptophyta; Magnoliopsida; Fabales; Fabaceae
Exons: 5
Coding region: 21-974 (317 amino acids)
Biological process (GO): ribosomal small subunit biogenesis
Source: RefSeq, a predicted model, not a curated record
ACAAACUAAAAAAAAACUGAAUGGAUUUGAUUAAAGCUUCAAGCCUGUUGCAACCAUGGCGAAUUCCUCUGUCACCACUUAUCACCAUUACUAGGACUAGGAAUUUCAGUUCCCCUUCUUCUUCUUCAAUCCAAUUUUCAACCUUUACAUAUACUCCAAUAAAGCCCCUUGUUAUUCCUCACGGAAAGAAGAAAAACUCUAAUUCAGAGCCUGUUAUAGAAUCCACCAUUAUACAAGAAGUACCAUCAGACGAAGAAGUAGAAGAAGAUGAUGAAUUCGAAUACGACACAGAAAUUGAUGAGGACAUGGAUGAUGUUAGUGACAGUGACGAAGACGAAGAUGAGUACUUUGACGAGGAAGAGGAUAGUGUACUACCCUAUGCUGGUGAUGGUGGUGCUGGCGGUGGAAUUUCCCUUGCCGGAACAUGGUGGGAUAAAAAAGCAUUAGCAGUUGCUAAAGAGGUUACUAUGUCUUUUGAUGGUGACUUGCAAAUCUAUGCUUUCAAAACUUUAGCCAAUUCCACAGUUCAAGUGCGUAUUGAAAAGCUUUCCAACAAAUCCGGCUCCCCCACCAUGGAAGAUAUUGAAGCAUUUUCUACAACUUACAGAGCAAAAUUGGAUGAAGCAGAACUUGCCAAAUUCAUUCCUGAGAAUUUAAGUUUGGAGGUGUCUUCACCAGGUGUUGAAAGAAUAGUUCGGAUUCCAGAUGACCUAGACCGAUUCAAGGAGAGACCUAUGUAUGUGAAAUAUAUCACUGAAGAUGACUCAGAUAAUCCAUCUGCUGAAGGCGACGGUGUCUUCAAGCUUGAAUCCUUUGAUAUGGAAACAAAAUAUUGCACUUGGAGUUUAGCCAACGUGAGAGUCAACAGAGAGAAAGCAGGGAAAGGAAAACCACUGAAUAAAAAACAAAGAGAAUGGCGUUUAAGUACUCCCUUUAGUUCAUUACUUUUCGUACGGUUGCAUUCAGACAUUUAAGUAAUUUAUUUUCCUUAACAGUUAAGAGCUAGAUCUCCAUCUGUCAUUUUCCUCUAUGUAUGUCUCUGUAUAUGUCACUCAUGUAAGGAUCUCACGUUCCAAAGGUCAAGCCCUGAAAAGUGCAUGUUUGAGAUUAUGGUGGAUUGUUAAAAAUCACAUUGAGCCACCGUGAUUUUGCAAGAGUCAUAGAAUACUUGUUUGAAAACUAUUGUAUUCAUAGUGGGCACUGAAAGCUUGAUUAUACAUUUUUUAGCUUUGAAAAUCAUAGUCAUAUAAUCCAUUAUGAGUUAUAUGUGAAUAA